This is a messenger RNA of Aedes aegypti (yellow fever mosquito), 2538 nucleotides long. It is a transcript of the gene GABPI, whose product is annotated as palmitoyltransferase ZDHHC23. NCBI's taxonomy places the organism in Eukaryota, Metazoa, Arthropoda, Insecta, Diptera, Culicidae. The transcript has 5 exons. The record is from RefSeq and is a predicted model, not a curated record. The coding region runs from base 406 to 1368 and encodes 320 amino acids. Gene Ontology annotation, biological process: protein targeting to membrane; peptidyl-L-cysteine S-palmitoylation. Gene Ontology annotation, cellular component: Golgi apparatus; endoplasmic reticulum. Gene Ontology annotation, molecular function: protein-cysteine S-palmitoyltransferase activity.
UGUUUACAUCAAGUUAGGCUGAAUCCGUUCGCCUGGUCGGUCGUGAAUCCGUGAUCGUGCGUGAGCUGCCAGGUGCAGGGGCCGUGCAGUGACCAUCACUGUAAUAAAUAGUGGCGCGUGUUCUUGUACAUUUACGCCCCGCCGUACGCAAACAUCAUCCUCGCACCUACCCCCAAGAACUGAAAAUGAGCACCCCUUCGUUUGUCGCAUAGGCGAGCAUAUAUAGGCGGCUUCUGGAUGGGUGGUGGUUGGUGAAAAGUUGACCGCAUUUGUUAUUGAUUUUUCCCUUUCUCUGGGCUGCCGACGUGUGUGUUCUGUUGUUCUGUCGUCGACGACUGUCCUGACGACUGGUUGGUUGGCAGAUUUCUCUCCUGUCGGCCGAUCCCGGUGGAAAAGCAGCGUGGCAUGCUGCUGACCUUUCAGGACCGGCUCCGUAUACCCUGGCGGGGCGGUGCCAAACAGGUCACCGUGGACAAUGUCCUGCCGGUCGUGCUGCUCGUCAGUUUGCAGCUACUCGCUGCUCUGGACCUGUACUGCAGUUUGGUCAUUUUCUCGCUGAUUCCAUUGCUGCUGGCCUACCUGAAGCGAUUCCUGGGACGAGUGCUACCAAAGACAAAAUUCUUCUCCCUAUGGCUGUUCUGGAGUGGCAUCUACCUGGUGGUGCUGUUCGAAUCGACCGUGCCCCUGUUGGAGUUAUUACCCGAGGAGAACAUUGCAUUCGUCGCCCUGAUGACCCUGUCAUUUUUCUGCUUCUAUAAAGCGAACGUUCGUGCAGCGUUGAAUCACAUCAAUCAAGCACAGCAGCAGUACAAGGACGACCCCUCGUUGGGCAAUGGGGAUUCGCAAACGGCAAUUCUGAUAUCGGACCGCGAGGACUCGGACGAGAGCGAUGGUCGUUUGGCGUGCCAAACGUGUCGGAAGUAUGUCCCACCACGGACCUAUCACUGCAAGGUGUGUGCCACGUGCGUUAUCAAACAGGACCAGCACAGUGUUUGGCUGAACUGCUGCAUAGGACGGGCCAACCAUCGGUUCUUCCUGUGUGGGUGCGUUUCGUCGCUGUUGGCACUGUGGCUGUUUGCCAAUCUCUCGCUGACUUCCGUGUGCCAUCCGACGCCGAUCUUUACGCUGUUCGGGAUAACCGUGAUGCUGCCGGAUGAUUGUACCGAUAUCUACUUCCAGUACGAUAUUGCUCUUUGUUUCACCGGCGCCAUCUAUGCCCUACUGAUGUCACUGUUCAUUCUUAUAUCACUACUGAAACAGUUCUGUCUGAUCUCCCGCGGCUACACCGGAACAGAGUGGCAGCGAGGCGAGCAUAUCAAUCGGCGAAAUUGUCUCGUAAACUGGAAGAUGUUCUGUCUGGGACAAUAAACGUACGCCGCCGCAACACAAAACACGUGCCCUGCUGACGUCAUGAUCAAAAGUAUGAGCAUUAUUCUAUUAUUAUCAUUAUUAUUACUAUCCGAUAUACAAAGGUACGUAUUUUUAACCAUUUUAAGAAGUUCACCCUUACAUUCAUACCAAGAAAGGAAUUCUCGCGUUCGAAUUGAUAUACCUUGUAAAGGUGGUUACAACAGCAAAACAAUGGAAAACAGUUGAGUUUCUUGUUUCAUGUUUUUCCUGCUCCCGCAAUUACGAUUGAUUGUGAAGAAGAGAUAAUAAUUAAGGCAAAUAAUUAAACGGAAGUAACUUAAGUCCAACAACAUUAGUUUGUAAGUAGAAACUUCUAAAAUAAUCGAUUUUGCUCGAACAAAGGAAGGCCGGGCAAAGCAGUACCCAGCAAAACACUUAUUCGAUCUACAAUAUCUAUUACAUGUAAAAGUACUAAAAGUAUCAUCAAUUCACUAGUUCAAACUCAAUGAUAGAUCGAGUGGUCUCGUUUUAGACGGGGUACAAUUUGAGUCGCAAAACGAAGUGGAAAAGAUCGACUCAAAUGCGUGCUGUGUUUAGCUCUAGCGCAGUGCUGACAAGUAGACUGAUAAAAUCUAGCGAAAGAUAUAAAACAAAUUUGGCUUUAUAGUAUUUAUUCUCCUAACACUCGUAAAAUCAACUAUCAGGCAAGUGAGAGAUACUUAAUCAGAUUCCAAACGCGAAACACAUACUAUAUGCAAGGCAGUACAUUAAUACGUAUUAUAGCACUCAAUCCGAGGUUCACAUCAGGAACCCAGGUUGUGGAUGUGAAAAGUGCUACUAUAAUGGUCAGUUGAUUAAAAAUUCUAGCUCCAGAAGUGAUUGCAUUUAUCAUUUAUGUAAUCCCAUAGCAUUCGUUGCACGCGUACUAUUUCUUUAUCCUUCUAGCAUAGUACCGAAAGCGUACAGUUAGCAAGUGCACAAUUUAGUAACGAGUUUCUCUAUAUUGUUAAUCAUUACUUCUAAACACAACUAUCAAUGAAAACAAAAGAAGAAACAUAACCCGAUUCUUCGGCUACACACACCGAAAGGUUUGUGGUGUUGCAUCGAUUCCUUUUACCAAUGGAAUUUUAGUCAUAAUUAUUAUUAAACAUAAUUUACGUGUCCAUUUAUCAACACUCUAGAACCGAA